AUGGUCAUGAACGACAACAGCACCAUGUCGACCAUCACCACCUCCUCCGCCACCAACGGCACUACCCCCUCGGUGCCCACGUUCGCCGUCAAAGCCGGUCUCGCACAGAUGCUCAAGGGCGGGGUGAUCAUGGACGUGGUCAACGCGGAACAAGCGCGCAUCGCCGAGGAAGCGGGCGCCUGCGCGGUGAUGGCGUUGGAGCGGGUGCCAGCAGACAUCCGCAAAGACGGUGGUGUGGCGCGCAUGUCGGACCCGCACCUGAUCCGCGAGAUCCAAGCCGCCGUGACAAUCCCCGUGAUGGCCAAAGCCCGCAUCGGCCAUUUUGUCGAAUGCCAGAUCCUCGAGGCCCUGGGGAUCGACUACAUCGACGAGAGCGAGGUGCUGACGCCCGCGGACGACACGUACCACGUGGAAAAGAGUGGGUUCCGCGUCCCCUUUGUCUGCGGCUGCCGGAACCUGGGCGAGGCCCUGCGCCGCAUCGCCGAGGGCGCCGCCAUGAUCCGCACCAAGGGCGAGGCUGGCACCGGCGACGUCGUCGAGGCCGUCAAGCACAUGCGCACCGUCAAGCGGGAUAUCGCCCGCGCCCAGGCCGCCCUGCAAGAAGGCGAGGGCGCCUUGAGGGCUCUGGCCCGCGAGAUCGGCUGUGAUCCCGUCCUGCUCAAGCAGACCGCCGAGCUGGGUCGGUUGCCCGUGGUCAACUUCGCCGCCGGCGGCAUCGCCACGCCCGCCGACGCCGCGCUGAUGAUGCAGCUGGGUUGCGACGGCGUCUUUGUCGGCAGCGGCAUCUUCAAGUCCGGCAAUGCCGCGAAGCGCGCCAAGGCCAUCGUCCAGGCCACCACCCAUUAUCAGGAUGCGAAGGUCCUCGCCGAGUGCAGUGAGGGUCUGGGCGAGGCUAUGGUCGGCAUCAACUGCGGUACCAUGGCUCCUACGGAGAAGAUGGCCGGUAGGGGAUGGUAA
This is a messenger RNA of Capronia coronata CBS 617.96, 957 nucleotides long. Its product is annotated as pyridoxine biosynthesis protein PDX1. The coding region runs from base 1 to 957 and encodes 318 amino acids. Gene Ontology annotation, biological process: amino acid metabolic process; pyridoxal 5'-phosphate biosynthetic process; pyridoxine biosynthetic process. NCBI's taxonomy places the organism in Eukaryota, Fungi, Ascomycota, Eurotiomycetes, Chaetothyriales, Herpotrichiellaceae. The record is from RefSeq and is a predicted model, not a curated record. The transcript has a single exon. Gene Ontology annotation, molecular function: amine-lyase activity.